Molecule: messenger RNA, 2042 nt
Organism: Trichogramma pretiosum
Lineage: Eukaryota; Metazoa; Arthropoda; Insecta; Hymenoptera; Trichogrammatidae
Gene: hpo
Product: serine/threonine-protein kinase 3
Exons: 10
Coding region: 1-1542 (513 amino acids)
Biological process (GO): protein phosphorylation; regulation of MAPK cascade; intracellular signal transduction
Cellular component (GO): cytoplasm
Molecular function (GO): ATP binding; protein serine/threonine kinase activity
Source: RefSeq, a predicted model, not a curated record
AUGUCUUCGAAGAGUGAACUAAAGAAACUGUCCGAGGAGAGUCUAACCAGACAACCGGAAGAAGUUUUUGAUAUCAUCUGCAAAUUAGGAGAAGGAUCUUAUGGAUCUGUAUACAAAGCAUUACACAAGGAAAGUGGACAAGUUCUUGCUAUUAAACAAGUUCCUGUUGACACUGAUCUUCAAGAAAUAAUCAAAGAAAUAUCAAUUAUGCAACAAUGUGAUUCUCCAUAUGUAGUCAAAUAUUAUGGAAGUUAUUUUAAAAAUACAGACCUUUGGAUUGUUAUGGAAUAUUGCGGAGCUGGUUCAGUCAGUGAUAUUAUGAGGUUGAGAAAAAAGACAUUACAAGAAGAUGAAAUAGCAACCAUUUUGAGUGACACGCUGAAAGGUUUAGAAUAUCUACAUUUAAGAAGAAAAAUUCACAGGGACAUCAAAGCAGGGAAUAUUUUGUUAAAUAAUGAAGGCCAUGCCAAAUUAGCAGAUUUUGGUGUUGCAGGUCAACUAACGGACACAAUGGCAAAACGAAACACAGUCAUAGGCACUCCAUUUUGGAUGGCUCCAGAAGUAAUUCAAGAAAUUGGUUAUGAUUGUGUGGCAGACAUUUGGUCCUUAGGAAUUACGGCUUUAGAAAUGGCUGAAGGAAAACCACCUUAUGGCAGUAUCCAUCCCAUGAGAGCAAUUUUCAUGAUUCCAACAAAGCCACCACCCAGCUUUCGAGAACCUGAUCAAUGGAGUCCAGAGUUCAUUGAUUUUGUUAGUAUGUGCCUUGUAAAAAAUCCUGAAGAAAGAGCAACUGCCAGUGAAUUAUUAAAUCAUGAAUUUAUUGGCAAUGCUAAACAACCUGGUAUUUUAAGUCAAAUGAUAGCAGAGGCUCAUGAAAUUCGAGAAAAACAAAGUACGAAUCGUGUUCAAAUUAUCAAUAAUGUGGCUAUCAAAGGACAAACAAAUGCUGAAGAUUCUGAUGAUGAUGAUUGCACUGGAACAAUGAAACCAUUACCAGAAGAUGGAACUCUUGUACCAAGUCAUGAUUUAACAGAUACUGGAACACUAACAUCUGCAAUGUUAGAUUUGGGAACUAUGGUCAUUAAUAGUGACACUGAUAGUGAAGCAACUAUGAAAAGGCACAAUACUGGAUCAGUUGAAUCAGGGAAAAAGUACAGACCUCUGUUUCUUGAUCAUUUUGAUAAAAAAGAAUCACAUGAAGUUGACAAGGGUAACGGACAGAUAAAUUUGAUUCAAACUUCAGAAGUGGAUAAUAAGCUUGUUGAAGGGCACAACCAAGCUCAAGCUCAGGUCACUAAUCAAAUUUCACUUCCAGUACUUGAACAACCAAUGAACAAUGUAUCAAAGAUCCAAAAUGUUUUCAAUGAACGAGAAUUUGACUUUCUUAAGUUCCUUUCAUUUGAUGAAUUGCAACACAGAAUGGAAAAUCUAGACGAUGACUUGGAGAAAGAAAUUAAUGAAAUUAAAAAAAGGUAUCAGACAAAACGUCAACCUAUUCUUGAUGCUAUGGACACCAAAAGAAAGCGACAGCAAAAUUUUUAAUGUGUAGCUAACUUUAAAGCAAAACAAAACUCGUGUGAUAAAAACCAAGAGUGUAAAUUUGUAUAAAUAGAUAUUUUAUAUUAACAACUUUGAAAUCAAUUGUGAAAAUAAUAAAGUAUCGACUAGGCAUGCCUGUCACUUUUCCUAGCGAUACAGAAAUUACAUGAGACGAUUUUUAAAUAAUGGUUCGUCAUGGAGAAAGUAAUUUUUACAUGAAUUGUAUAAGAAUGACUACUCUAAUACUUAAUUUUUUUUAUCAAUCUAAAGUAGUUAUCAUUAAAAAUAGUAUUCUUGCAGCAAUUUGAAGUGUACUAAAAGAAACAAGAAGCCUUAAAAAACUUUUUAGUUUUACGAGGAUAUAAAUGAAUGGAAUACACUAGAGUGUACAUGUACAUAAGACAAGUAGGGUGUUAAUUUUGCACAGGAACAUUUUUUAAACAUUGUAAUUUAAUAGUAGUAGCAUAAAAAAUUUUUUGUAAAAUAUGUGGAACUGCGAAAUU